AUGGGAGAUAAAGCGGAAGAUCUGAAGAUAGAAUCGCUGACUCUUGAUGAUACUACAGAUAAAACACCCGAGGUCAGCGGACGCCCAGCUGCCCAGGUGAGCACGGAGACAUCUGAAGGCGAAGAAACAGCUGACUCCGGACUUCGGGCCCCGCCAAGAGAUGAAGACUAUGUAGAAGAUAUUCCAUUCGGAUUGAAGACCGAGUUUGUUUACAACGUCGUUGGGAAAAAAUACAAGAAUGCACUCAAGCUAGCUAACAUUAUGCUCAAAUUUGAUCCAGGCAACAAAAUUGCCAAAGAAUAUUUGCCAGUUUUGGAACAAGCCAUUGAACUUGGAGAGGCUGUCGAUGACGAAGAAUCCAGCUCUUCUGAAGAAGAAUCGUCGUCGGAAGAAUCGUCCUCGGAAGAAGAAAGCGACGAAGAAGACCCAGAUGUUCCAGGGACGUCAAAAGCCACAAUCAAACCUCCACGAGUUCGAAAUUGCAGAAUUCACAAUGAUCGUGGAUAUCUCGACGGAAAAUCCAAACCCUAA
Molecule: messenger RNA, 531 nt
Organism: Oikopleura dioica
Lineage: Eukaryota; Metazoa; Chordata; Appendicularia; Copelata; Oikopleuridae
Source: the annotation of a GenBank genome assembly